Symphalangus syndactylus (siamang) is the source of this 9723-nucleotide messenger RNA. RefSeq names its product integrin subunit beta 1 (gene ITGB1). Gene Ontology annotation, molecular function: C-X3-C chemokine binding; fibronectin binding; laminin binding. Gene Ontology annotation, cellular component: cell surface; integrin complex; synapse. Gene Ontology annotation, biological process: cell-matrix adhesion; cell adhesion mediated by integrin; cell-cell adhesion. NCBI's taxonomy places the organism in Eukaryota, Metazoa, Chordata, Mammalia, Primates, Hylobatidae. The record is from RefSeq and is a predicted model, not a curated record.
CAUGUUUCUUUAAUUUCUUUUUCCUCAAAACUCAUGACUUCUGUACACAAAUUGCUACCUCACACAUCAGUUUAGUCAAGUGCUCUAGCCUGGUCCUGGGAGAGCAAAAGGACCUAUUUAUUCAUUUAUCAGAUAUUAUCUGAGCCCCUAUUAUCUGUCCUCGCAACAGUGCUUGACGGUGGUGUUAAAAAGGUCAGUAAAUUGUCUUGGAGGAACUAAUUUAGUUUAGAGUUAAAUCUCAUAAUGUUCUUGUAGCAAAGAUUAGCCAGUGCCUCCACCAGUCAUGUACAGGGAAAAAAAUUCUGGAAAUUGUAGUGCAAAUCAGGCAUGGACCAAUUAUGCUUUUGAACUAUAGUUUUCUGUGCUGAGACUGGGCCAAUUCUGAUGAAUUCUGAACAAUGGUAAAACCGAUACCUUUAAAAUUCAAGAAUGUUGAGUUCUAAUGGCAGUUUGACCAUUGAGAUAUUAACAUAGGAACAUCAUUUAGCCUCUUAAGCUUGAACAUCCAUUAAGUGGGAAAAAUAGUGCUCAUUUCCUAGAGGUCUUCAGAGAUUAGCUAACCAAUAGUUUUGAUUUUGCUGGUAAGUAAUGUGCAAGUUUUCUUAGAUGUGAUCGCUUCAUUUUCUCGUAUAUUGAUUGGCAGCAGCCAAAUGGGCGUUCCAGUCCCUAAUCUCCUGCAAGAGAAACACUUCUGUUUCAUAAAUCUGGUAAUUUUUGAGCUCUUUUCCCAACAGGGUGCUGCAGCUCACCAAGUGGAACCCACAACAUUUUCUGCUACCAGGAUAGCAGCUUGUCAGCAGCAUAUACUGAAUUACUAGGUUUCAGUAUGAUUUUGGCUGGUACAGAUUUCAAUCAUCGAAUCGACAUGCGUCCAGCCAUUCUCAUAAUGAAUGUUUCCUUCUCUUUCAAACGUUGUUUCCAGCCUCCAUCUCCAAAUUCUUUUUUUUAAAGAGGUGGAACAGAAACUGUACUCCUCAGGAAGAAACUUUUCCUUCUCAUCCCUGUUCCCCAUAAAGGUACCUCCAGAUAAAUCUAUCAAAAGCAGGACCCAACUCAUCAGGUUUUCUAAAACGUUCCCCAGUCUCACCACCCUUCGUGGCACGCAUGGGCUUCCCAAGUCUUCACCUUUCUCUUAGACACAGGCAAGCACAUUAUCACUCCAGAAAAGCAGUCCUGGCUUAGCCAGUUCCCUUCCAGAAGGACCACGUGGUUUUUGGCCCCAUGGAGCCCUGCAGCGUAGCGGGGGGCUCAUGGUCCCGAUUUGCCUCGGGACUCAGGGGGCUUCCGAGAUGCAGGAUCUCCCCGGCUCGUAACGAGACAUCAGUGGACAAACGGGAGCGAGGGUCGGACACGCGGCUCCGAGGAAGCGGAACUUAAAGAACACGGGCCCAGCAGGCUACACCAGGAACGCGCCGGACUCUAGGGCGCGUCCCACCCCUCCCGCCCUUCGCAAAGGAGGAAACUGAGGCACGGCGACUGUCUCAACGCAGCCCCGGCCCUGCCCUCCGCGGCCUCCCUCAGGCGCGCUCCCGCGCGGGCGGUUCCUUUGUCCCGGUCGCGCUUCCUGCCUCCGCCUCCUCCUCGCCCCGGGCCGGGCUGACGCGGCGAGAGAGGAAUGCGUUUCCGGAGGGAGAGGGCAGCGGCGGCGGGCUCGGGAGCGGGAUCAGACGCGCAGAGGAGGCGGGGCCGCGGCUGGUUUCCUGCCGGGGGGCGGCUCUGGGCCGCCGAGUCCCCUCCUCCCGCCCCUGAGAAGGAGGAGCCGCCGCCACCCGCCGCGCCCGAGACGCUGGAGGCCCCUCCAGCCCGCGGGAGAGGCCCAGCGGCAGUCGCGGAACAGCAGGCCCGAGCCCACCGCGCCGGGGCCCGGACGCCGCGCGGAGAAGAUGAAUUUACAGCUGAUUUUCUGGGUUGGACUGAUCAGUUCAGUUUGCUGUGUGUUUGCUCAAACAGAUGAAAACAGAUGUUUAAAAGCAAAUGCCAAAUCAUGUGGAGAAUGUAUACAAGCAGGGCCAAAUUGUGGGUGGUGCACAAAUUCAACAUUUUUACAGGAAGGAAUGCCUACUUCUGCACGAUGUGAUGAUUUAGAAGCCUUAAAAAAGAAGGGUUGCCCUCCAGAUGACAUAGAAAAUCCCAGAGGCUCCAAAGAUAUAAAGAAAAAUAAAAAUGUAACCAACCGUAGCAAAGGAACGGCAGAGAAGCUCAAGCCAGAGGAUAUUACUCAGAUCCAACCACAGCAGUUGGUUUUGCGAUUAAGAUCAGGGGAGCCACAGACAUUUACAUUAAAAUUCAAGAGAGCCGAAGACUAUCCCAUUGACCUCUACUACCUUAUGGACCUGUCUUAUUCAAUGAAAGACGAUUUGGAGAAUGUAAAAAGUCUUGGAACAGAUCUGAUGAAUGAAAUGAGGAGGAUUACUUCGGACUUCAGAAUUGGAUUUGGCUCAUUUGUGGAAAAGACCGUGAUGCCUUACAUUAGCACAACACCAGCUAAGCUCAGGAACCCUUGCACAAGUGAACAGAACUGCACCAGCCCAUUUAGCUACAAAAAUGUACUCAGUCUUACUAAUAAAGGAGAAGUAUUUAAUGAACUUGUUGGAAAACAGCGCAUAUCUGGAAAUUUGGAUUCUCCAGAAGGUGGUUUCGAUGCCAUCAUGCAAGUUGCAGUUUGUGGAUCACUGAUUGGCUGGAGGAAUGUUACACGGCUGCUGGUGUUUUCCACGGAUGCUGGGUUUCACUUUGCUGGAGAUGGGAAACUUGGUGGCAUUGUUUUACCAAAUGAUGGACAAUGUCACCUGGAAAAUAAUAUGUACACAAUGAGCCAUUAUUAUGAUUAUCCUUCUAUUGCUCACCUUGUCCAGAAACUGAGUGAAAAUAAUAUUCAGACGAUUUUUGCAGUUACUGAAGAAUUUCAGCCCGUUUACAAGGAGCUGAAAAACUUGAUCCCUAAGUCAGCAGUAGGAACAUUAUCUGCAAAUUCUAGCAAUGUAAUUCAGUUGAUCAUUGAUGCAUACAAUUCCCUUUCCUCAGAAGUCAUUUUGGAAAAUGGCAAAUUGUCAGAAGGAGUAACAAUAAGUUACAAAUCUUACUGCAAGAACGGGGUGAAUGGAACAGGGGAAAAUGGAAGAAAAUGUUCCAAUAUUUCCAUUGGAGAUGAGGUUCAAUUUGAAAUUAGCAUAACUUCAAAUAAGUGUCCAAAAAAGGAUUCUGACAGCUUUAAAAUUAGGCCUCUGGGCUUUACGGAGGAAGUAGAGGUUAUUCUUCAGUACAUCUGUGAAUGUGAAUGCCAAAGCGAAGGCAUCCCUGAAAGUCCCAAGUGUCAUGAAGGAAACGGGACAUUUGAGUGUGGCGCGUGCAGGUGCAACGAAGGGCGUGUUGGUAGACAUUGUGAAUGCAGCACAGAUGAAGUUAACAGUGAAGACAUGGAUGCUUACUGCAGGAAAGAAAACAGUUCAGAAAUCUGCAGUAACAAUGGAGAGUGCGUCUGCGGACAGUGUGUUUGUAGGAAGAGGGAUAAUACAAAUGAAAUUUAUUCUGGCAAGUUCUGCGAGUGUGAUAAUUUCAACUGUGAUAGAUCCAAUGGCUUAAUCUGUGGAGGAAAUGGUGUUUGCAAGUGUCGUGUGUGUGAGUGCAACCCCAACUACACUGGCAGUGCGUGUGACUGUUCUUUGGAUACUAGUACUUGUGAAGCCAGCAACGGACAGAUCUGCAAUGGCCGGGGCAUCUGUGAGUGUGGUGUCUGUAAGUGUACAGAUCCGAAGUUUCAAGGGCAAACAUGUGAGAUGUGUCAGACCUGCCUUGGUGUCUGUGCUGAGCAUAAAGAAUGUGUUCAGUGCAGAGCCUUCAAUAAAGGAGAAAAGAAAGACACAUGCACACAGGAAUGUUCCUAUUUUAACAUUACCAAGGUAGAAAGUCGGGACAAAUUACCCCAGCCAGUCCAACCUGAUCCUGUGUCCCAUUGUAAGGAGAAGGAUGUUGACGACUGUUGGUUCUAUUUUACGUAUUCAGUGAAUGGGAACAACGAGGUCAUGGUUCAUGUUGUGGAGAAUCCAGAGUGUCCCACUGGUCCAGACAUCAUUCCAAUUGUAGCUGGUGUGGUUGCUGGAAUUGUUCUUAUUGGCCUUGCAUUACUGCUGAUAUGGAAGCUUUUAAUGAUAAUUCAUGACAGAAGGGAGUUUGCUAAAUUCGAAAAGGAGAAAAUGAAUGCCAAAUGGGACACACAAGAAAAUCCGAUUUACAAGAGUCCUAUUAAUAAUUUCAAGAAUCCAAACUACGGACGUAAAGCUGGUCUCUAAAUUGCCGUUCGUAUUUUCUUUCACUUUCUGCCUUUGCAUGUGAACUUUUAUCUUUUUUACUGCACUGUGUGUCCUUUAUCACUAUUGCUGUUCUUUUUUUAAGUCUGGCUUUAAAUAUCGCUAUUGUGGCUUUUCUUUUUGUAUGUUAACUUCACGUUUAGAAAGACUGUAAAAAAGUAAUGUGAUAUAGAAACAGCAACCAUGUUGUAGUGAAAAGAGAAUGUGCUUUGCAAUCAGUUAGACCUCAGGUCAAAUCCCACCUCUUUCAUUUAGUAAGUAGAACAGCAUUGAGUCACUUCACUUCUCUCAUCUGUCACAGGGAGUCAGUACUCUGUUUUGUAUGGGGUGGUUGUAUUUGGCAAAUGCACUCCAGUAUAUGAAAUCAGCCUGUCAGCUCUAAUCCUCACAACAGUCCUGUGCCUAGAAUGAUAUUAUCCUAUUAUCUUUUAUUCUUUUUCUGUUUAUUUAUUUAUUUAUUUAUUUAUUUUGAGACAGUCUCUCUCUGUCGCCCAGCCUGGAGUGCAGUGGUGUGAUAUCAGCUCACUGCAACCUCUGACUUCCAGAUUCCAGCAAUUCUCCUGCCUCAGCCUCCUGAGUACCUGGGAUUACAGGUGCCUGCCACCAUGCUAGGCUAGUUUUUUUGUUUUUAGUGGAGAUGGGGUUUCACGACAUUGGCUGGGCUGGCCUUGAACUCCUAACCUCCAGUGCUCUGCCCGCCUCGGUCUCCCAAAGUGCUAGGAUUACAGGUGUGAGCCACUGUGCCUCACCGGUAUUAUCCUUAAAUAACAAAUUUGUUAUGAGUAAAUUUUAGGGUCGGAUAGUGAAACUUGAUCAUGAAAUCCAAAUUGCAAAAUAGAAAAAUGUAACCUGCUGUGAUAUUUGUAUGGUAUGCAACUACAGUAUCAUUAUUGGUUCUCAAAAGAUUUGAGAUCAAUUUCUUGAAUAUAACUUGAAAUUUCAUUAAAAGCCAGAAGACCAUAUAUAUGUAUGUAUAUUAUGUGUAUGUGUGUGUGUCUGUGUGUGUAUGUGAGAAUAAUUCUAAUUUUCAAAUAUAAGUUUGUAACUGUUCAUAUCUGAAUUUUCAUGAAAUGCUUCCAGCAUAUUCUAAUAAAAUCAUGCAAGCCCCUAAAACUCUGAUAACAAAGGUUAAUUGUGAUUAGAACUAAAUUCUCCUGACUGGUGAUUGAGAACUCUUCUUCUCUUUCCCAACUGACUGACUGUAAUAGGGCCUGGAAGAUUUCUGCUUUUCUCACUGCCUACCUUAAUGUGCAGAUAAAGAUGGUGUUGGUAAUACUUACAUAAAAAUCAUUGUGUCUCGGCAUGAUUCUGAACACUUAAUCUAUAUUUAAUCUUCAUAGUGAAAGUUGUAGGAAUGUUUUACAUAUGAGAAAACUGAGACACAUAAGGGUUAUGUAACUUGACCGAGUUCCCAUGGCUGGUUAGUCAGAGAGCUGAGAUUUGAACCCAGGCAGUUGGGCUCCAGAGUCCAUGUUCUUGUCUACGACAUUGUACUUGGUAGCAGUUAGGUAUCUUCAGAAGUCCCUGUUACCUGGUUAGGAAGAGGUAGAUUACUCUUUAUAGAGAUUUACAGCCCUUUUACAAUUUGUUGUUACUCUGUCAGAGUUAACACUGCUGCUGUUGGCAAACAUGACGUUAGGGAAAUCACUUUAGUACAUGGAACCCAGUGAUGUAAUUGUGCUUUUUGACUAUUGAGAGUGUGCUUACAAACUGAUCAUGAAUAAGAGCCUACAGUACAGGAAUGUUUAAUAGUUACAAGUGAUAUAGGAAGUGCUGAUAACAUUAGAAAUCAUUAACUUGUCAGAUUUUUAUUUCUAAGUAGACCGUAAGACUUUUUAAAGUUAAAUUUGAUGGCAGAAAAUUAUAUUCAAAUUCACAUAUGGGCAGGUUGGUACAUAUUUGUAUUAGUCUGAGACUACAUAUUUUUCUCGUUCUCACUUAGUACUUUACAGAAAGUCAUUUUUAGAGGAAAACUCAUUAGCCAGUGACAUUGCCAGGCUUUUUUUUUUUUUUAAAUAUAUAUUCUUUUCUUUAGUUGUAGGUCAAAAAUAGUCAAAUGUUGACAAUUUCAUGUGGUUAUUUCUCACAAGAGAAAAAAUUUCUGUCCUACUGAGGUGAAAUUUUCACCCUUGCUGUACCUUUAAUUGUAUUUUGAAGGAAAUUAUCAGUAAAUGUUAUUUAAACUUAAUGUUUAUAAUGUAUAUAUGGCUAAAAUGUUGCUAAAAUAAGCAUUUUAUGUAAUUCAAGAAGCAGAAGUUUGGUAAAAAUUUCUCUAUGCAUUAUUGAAGUCCAGGCAAUUUGAUGGCUACAGAUUAUUUUAAGAGAUGUUUUCUCAAGAAAAAGUAGAAAUUAACAAUUGAAAUAAAUGAAUGAGCAUCAAGAAAUUACAUCAUGGAUUGUAAAAAAACUUUUCUGAUACGGACCAAGGUUUGCCAGUCAAUUAUGUCACUGAAAUUUUUGAAAUAAUGGGCAGGCACUAAUUACUUUGGCACAAGACUACCAUGUAGGAACAUUAAAAAGAACAUGUCCCAUUAUCAGCUUCUAACUGUUGGAGUGGGUUAAAAAAAUGGUCUGUUCUCAUCUGCUGCUAUGCAGGUUUAAAUGUGGAUCCCAAAUCUCCCACAGUUCUGCAUUACGUAUUUAAUACAUUGUAGAGAUGGUUCUAUAGCUACCACUGUCAGCCAUUCCAGAGUGAGCACAAAGAUGACAUUUUACUGAGCUUGAGGGCUUCCUUUCAUAAUAUAACCCUGUUCUCUUGAUGCGGGUUUUGUUGGGGUGGGGGUGGUGUUGCACUCUGAAUGAUGGAAACUAAUCUGAAUUAUUUUAGUUUACCUUCAUUUAAAAUGAUGCCUAAUGCAGAUAGUGAGCUUAAUUUUACCUCUAACCUUGCAUGUUAAACUUUUGUUUGAAUGGACUUUGAAAUAAUAAAUACAAAUGUUUGUGUACAUGACAAGACAGAUUUUUCUCCAAAGGUAAGUUCUUCCAUAUAAAUUACACUUUGGACUCAUCUGUAUAGGGCUUUUUCUCUUUAUUUUUUGUUUUCUUUUUUGUCCUUCCCUUAUAAUUCUUGAGUAUUAAAUACUAGAUUUAGCAAAUAUAUUGUUUUAAAGAAACUUAGGUGGUAAUUUAUUUUCCCAACAUAUUUGAAGGAAUGUGUAGCACUUAGCCUCAAAUCAGAUAGGAUAUGAAUGUGGAGUGUAAUUUAUUUGCACUCUGGCUUUUUAAGAUAGUAGUUGCUAGAAUCCAGUUUCCUGACCCCCAUUUUGAAAUGUCUGCUCUCACAACCGUAUAGUGUAUUAGCUUCAGUUGGGACUAGAGCAGAGAGUUUGGCGUACACAGUUUUGUCAUCCACAUCAUAUGCUGUCUGUCUCUGAGGGAUCCUAAGUUUGUCCAUGUUUCUGAAACAACCAGUCAAGGUGUAUCUUGAGGAGAGGGGAGUGAGGGCUGAGGUAUGUUGUCUGGUUCUGAUUGGUAUCACAUGAGCUGCUGAGCUGAAAUCACAGUAGUUUAUUUGGUGUCUGGCAGGACCCAGCCUUUAUAUGCUAUGUUUUUCCCUCAUUGGUAUGGGAUACCUACAGGAUGAAGUUCAGACUUCAUAGCAAGGCUUCUAGGACUGUUCUUCCUUUGUCUCCUCACCUCAAAUCAUAUGCCCCCUUAACUCUUUUUUUUAUCUUUUUUUCUUUUCUUUCUUUCUUUUUUUUUUUUUUUGAGAUGGAGUCUUGCUCUUUUGCCCGGUGUGGAGUGCAGUGCUGCGAUCUCAGUCACUGCAGUCUCCGCCUCCCGGGUUCAAGUGAUUCCCCUACCUCAGCUUCCCGAGUAGCUGGGAUUAUAGGCACCCGCCACCACACCCAGCUAAUUUUUGUAUUUUUAGUAGACAUGGGGUUUUACCAUGUUGGCCAGGCUGAUCUCAAACUCCUAACCAAAAGUGAUCCACCCACCUCGGCCUCUCAAAGUUCUGGGAUUACAGGCAUGAGCCACUGCACCUGCCCUCCCCUAACUCUAAACACUUCUGAACUAUAUGUAUUUCUACUUAAAUGUCCCAUUCUUUUCCCUACACCUUGACUUUGCACAGAUUGCUAUUUACCAACCAAUAAUUUAUCUAGUCAAUUUCACAAUGAAAAUCUCCUUAAUCUUCUUAAAGUUAAUAACUUUUUUCUUGUAGUAUUCCCAGAUUAUGUUCAUAACUCUAUUGUAAACUUGAUCAGAGUGCCUUAUUUUCAUGUCUCUCACCCACCAAACUGUACCUUCCUUGAGGGCAGAAAUUGUGCACCAAAAGGCAGAUCCAAAUACAGUCUGCAAUGAAGUGUGAAUAAAAUUUAAAAACAAAAAUUACUUUUAGAUCAAAAAUGUUUUUAGAUGCUUUCUAUAAAUAUUUUUUAAAAAAUCACCUGCAAUUGGUUCUAUAGUGAGAUAUAAAACUGAACAACAUUCCAGAAUCUUAAUUUUUUCUUAAAAAAAAUGUCCCUCGUAGUUAACAAGUAUUUUUGAUUUGUACUCACUGUAAUUUUCUCUGAUAAAGUGUUAUUUGGUCACACUUCUUACUUAGCUUUCAAGCCUGCUUUCAAUUUAUAAGAACAGGAGAAAAAAGAAUGCUAUAGCAAGUAUUUAAAUGUAGCACUUAUAGUAUAAGAAAAUUUUUAAGGAAAAGGGUGAUACGGUGAUAUGUUUUUUUCUGCUUAAAACAUCACUGUCAGUAUAUUUUUGGAUCUUGAAAGAUCUCUUGUGUUUAUGGCUUGGGGCCUGCUUGUUAGGCUUGACUUCAGUACUGUUUACUAAAUUAUAGCACUGCAAUAAGACAUUUCACCAACAUGAUAUUGAAGAAUAACAAGUUAUUUCAUAAGGAAUGGUAAUUAUCUAACAUUCUAAGCAAAUUUGGCAGUGUGACUUGGUGGGGCACAGUGCUGUCCGUGACACAAUGAUAGCCUCACUCUCUAAAUUAGUAACUUCUGUAGGAGACCCCAGAAGCACACCUCCCUCCCAACAGUGAAAGCCAAGGAUUCCUGUUUUGAUUAGCAGGCACCUUCUGUUCACGAUAAAGGGAUGAGAAUCAGGCAGUGAUGGGCAGCAGAAUUCAUGCUUCCUUAAGGCAGGCAUUACAAACUAGUUCAAAGAAGAAAAUCCACGAUGACAGCACAUUCUGUGCCAUGGAGAACAUUCUUAAAUCAAGCCUCCAGUGGAGGAGGGACUCAAGAAUGAAAUAGCACCAGAUAACGGGGCAUCAUUAGACUUGUAAAGCAAAGCUUCCAUUUUCUAUUUUUACAUAAGCCAUUAUUAAUGCCUUUAAAACAACUGUGAUAUCUGGACAAAUAAAAUAGAAAUGACUUCUUAAGAUGAUUGCAACUUUUAGUCUUGAUUUAUAAAAAUUAUUGUACAUAAUUUUAGUAGAGUAACCGAUAAUUUUUCUCACUUUUUUUUG